Messenger RNA from Amphiprion ocellaris (clown anemonefish), 4034 nucleotides. RefSeq names its product SH3-domain GRB2-like 1b (gene sh3gl1b). NCBI's taxonomy places the organism in Eukaryota, Metazoa, Chordata, Actinopteri, Pomacentridae. The transcript has 10 exons. Gene Ontology annotation, molecular function: protein binding. Gene Ontology annotation, cellular component: presynapse; cytoplasm; glutamatergic synapse. The record is from RefSeq and is a predicted model, not a curated record. Gene Ontology annotation, biological process: synaptic vesicle uncoating. The coding region runs from base 346 to 1449 and encodes 367 amino acids.
AACUGAUUUCUUUUAAGUGGCUGGUGCAGAUUUCCUCCUCUGUAUACCGCACCAGAAAGCCCCGAGACGGGUCCCAGCUCUCGGUAGAGGAAAUAGCAGGGUUGUUUUUACUCGGUUUGCCUCACUUCGCUCCAUUAUCUGCCGUGACAGCGGGAAGAAUCGCUCUCGACGUGGACGUGGUCAGUUGGCGUGUCCCGACUUGGAGUGACGGCUGUGCAGUCCUAUGAUUUCUCCCAAACAUUUUUUCGCACUGGCCCAUUUUCUGACAAACUAUAUCGCUAACUUUUGGUAUAUCGUGACCUAUUUACACCGCCGUUGGAAGUUGGAAGACAGCCGGGGUCCAAGAUGUCUGUAGCGGGCCUGAAGAAGCAGUUUUAUAAAGCCAGUCAGAUGGUAAGUGAGAAAGUUGGAGGUGCAGAAGGAACAAAACUUGAUGAUGACUUCAGAGACUUGGAACGGAAAGUAGAUGUGACCAGUAAAGCAGUAGUGGAGGUCAUCUCCAAAACAUCAGAGUACCUGCAGCCUAACCCAGCGUCACGGGCCAAACUGUCAAUGCUGAACACCAUGUCCAAGAUCCGUGGUCAGGUGAAGAACCCAGGAUAUCCACAGGCUGAGGGGCUGCUAGGAGAGUGUAUGGGCAAGUAUGGACGGGACCUCGGAGAGGACACUAACUUUGGUGGAGCUCUAGUAGAUGUAGGAGAGGCCAUGAAGAGACUGGCAGAAGUUAAAGAUUCUCUAGACAUUGAUGUCAAACAGAACUUUAUUGAUCCAUUGCAAGGACUCUGUGACAAGGACCUCAGAGAGAUACAGCACCACCUGAAGAAGCUUGAAGGCCGUCGUCUGGACUAUGACUACAAGAAAAAGCGUCAGGGCAAAAUCCCAGAUGAGGAAGUUCGACAGGCCCUGGAGAAGUUUCAUGAGUCAAAGGAAGUGGCCGAGACCAGCAUGUACAACCUGCUGGAGACUGACAUAGAGCAGGUGAGCCAGCUCUCAUCCCUGGUGGAAUCCCAGCUGCAGUAUCACAGACAAGCUGUUCAGGUGCUGGAGGAGCUUUCUGACAAACUCAGAGACAGGAUGAACGAGGCUCAGUCCAGACCGAGACGUGAAUACACACCCAAACCCAAACCUAUUUUUGACAUUGGAGACAACAACCAUUCGAAUGGUGGUUAUUCAACCUCAAUGGCCCCUCCACCUUCUCGCAAUUCCGAGCCGCCUUUUCACUUGGCCAGAUUGUCCUUUCGGAAACCAGGAUUGUCCCCAGAGCAGCCGAGCUGUAAGGCGCUAUACGACUUUGAGCCAGAGAACGAGGGAGAGCUGGGCUUCCGCGAGGGCGACAUCAUCACCCUGACCAAUCAGAUCGAUGAGAACUGGUACGAGGGCAUGCUGAACGGCCAGUCGGGAUUCUUCCCUCUCAACUACGUUGAGGUCCUUGUCCCGUUACCACACUAAUAUAAAGAGGAGACUGAUGGAGAGCAGGAGGGGAGAGGAAGUAGAAUGAGUAGAGAGGGAGGAAAGUGAAGACAGGGGAUGAUCCACAUUUCAUUUUCACCUUCAGCUCCAACAUCAUCAUCACUGCAGAUGAGCACUUUUUUCAGCUGGAGUUCUGGAGAAGAUGGUCACAUUUCAAAGUCCAGACCACAAUAUCAACCUGUUAUACUCAGAGGUAGAAGGGUCGAGACUAAGGUGGAGACAAAAUGUCAUUAUCUGUUAUCUGACAGUGAAAGCAUUUCUUGAGGACUAACUGAUGAAACAUUUCUAAGCAAUAUUUUUUAACCACAAAUAGUGAAAUAGAAAAAAAGAAUGUGUGUCUAAUUCGGUGUUUGCAACGACUGGAGUGACACAUUCAUAUCAUGCCUUUUGUGUGACUGCAGUCUGUUUAAAACUCAGGUUGGUCACCAACUCAGUAGUCAGUUUUUAGACUGGUGAGGCCAGACCUCCCAGGAAACGUUGUGUGUAUGUUGACUGAAUAUUAUCCUCAUUUCAAAACUGAAAAUACUGUUGGUGCCUCAUAAGGGCUGAAAUAGGCCUCCUAACGCCACCUGCUGGCAUGAAUGAGAAUUACCUUCAACUAAAAUGGAACUACAGAUGACUCGAAACAGCUGUAUUAUAGAAAGAAAAAAAACAUUCUUAAUGAAAAACAUGAGCCAAAAUUAGCUUCAUAUUUGGGAUUUCCACAUUUGGCCUAUUUGCAGUGCUCUUUUUUUUUUUUUUUUAUUUCAGUAGACAACAGGCCUGACAUAGUGGUUUCUCUUUGUUUCAGUAUUUGAUUUAUGUCAGCCUCAACUUACUACAGUGGUUCGUAAGAGUCAGCUGGUUACUGAAUAUGUGAGAAAAUGUUGUAAUUGCACCUUGGUCCUCAAAUGAGAUUGAUGUGUGUGUGACAGACCAACUCCACCAUUACACACAGACCCAAAGUUAAAUGCAGAGGUUGCACCUUUUUGUCACUUAAAGCAGGCGUGUGUUUGUUUGCCUAGAAAAGCAGAAAGAUUAGUUGUUUAAUGGUUGUCUGUUAGUCUGUUCAACAGAGGAGACGGAGCCAAAAAGACUUUAUAAAAUGCAAUAGAAACAUAUUGCUUAGUGCGCCUGUUUGUUAAACUGCUAAUGAUACUGUAACACAGCCAUAUAUUCGUUUAGAUUCAGGACCGUUUAUCAUAGCAUGUUCAGUCUUUUCCAUUUUUUCCAGCCUCUUGACCCUUGUUUUAGGCACCAGUUAACUCCAUGCUGUGCCUGAAUAGAUGAUGCUGCUGGCAGCAACUCGGUCUUUUAUAUGCUUUACUAACUGUCCUGCUGUUACUGUCUGCCCUCAUGUGUGAGAUAAUGUGAAACUCAUCUGUGCUUGGAAACAUACCCUAUAAUUGUGAUCAUACACAAUGGCUCUGAUUUGAUUGAUAUGUUAGUGCAUUGGGCUGACGGAGGCAGAUGUUUAGUCUGUUUAGACAAGGCUGGCUUCUUGUUCUGGUUUUAGCCACAGUCCACACCUGCAGGUGAAGGUCUAAUCCUAUGUAUACUGCACAGUAUGAGAGAAAGGCCUUGCAUUAAAAGGGAAAACAUCAAGGGAAAUGUAAUUGUAAACUGUUGCCCAUUCAGAUUAGAACCUUUCUUACCAAACAUGUACCUUUAGUCCAGCGGAUUUGGAAUUUUCUGGGGUAAAAAAGUUAGAUUAGUGAAUGUGAAAUACUGUUUGUAGUAUCUUUCUGCUUCAUUUCCCCUCUGUAAUCUGUGUAUGUCUGUCACUCCAUGCUGCCAAACACUUCCCCCACUCCUGAGUUUGGUCCUUGUUUGCUAUGUUUACAUCUCUGACCUUACUACAUUUCAAUUCUUGUACAAAGUUCAGGGGAAAGGGCGAUGGGGGGGUGCUGUCUGGGUCACACUGUUAUUAAAAAAAAAAAAAAAUGUCCUUACUAGCUUUCUUUGUUGCCUUUGGGAAUAAAAGGAGGGGAAGUAUCCCAACUAAUACAGCAACCAAAAUCUAACCUAGCCACUUAAAAGAAAUGGUCAAGAAUUUCUUUUUUUUUUUUUUUUUCAACUUUUGCUUUUUCUUUUUUAGCCAUUGGCACUUUUCUGUGUUAAGUUUAAAUGCAUGUGUGCAUCGUUCUGCACAUCGAUGAUGACACUACAGGCAGUUUCCUGGACACGUGUUUAGACUAAUGUGACUUUUAUCAGCAAACCACCAGUGGAAACUGUUUUUUAUGUAGAUUUUAAUCCAUGUUUGAAAAAAAUGUCCCACUGAUUUAUUUUCUUAAAGGGCUAUGUAUUUGUUUAAUCAGUCUUAAAUGCUCUUCUGAACAGCAUUAAAUCAUUCUGGCUCUCUAUAGUAUUAUUUUUUUUAUAUACAAGACCUUAAAACCUUUAAAUUAAUCUUUGCAUGUAGUUCUGUAUUACACCAUGUAAGUGUAUAUCUUAGAUUUAAGUUGCCUUUUUACUGUUGUAUGAAUUUAACCGCAAUAUUUUGUCUUUUAUUAUCACAGUAUUCGUACAUGCUUCGUUCUUGUUCCCCACCUUCCCCGUUCUUACAAUAAAUAAAAAUAAAGACA